Parastagonospora nodorum SN15 is the source of this 243-nucleotide messenger RNA. RefSeq lists its product as hypothetical. The transcript has 2 exons. Lineage: Eukaryota; Fungi; Ascomycota; Dothideomycetes; Pleosporales; Phaeosphaeriaceae. The coding region runs from base 1 to 243 and encodes 80 amino acids. The record is from RefSeq and is a predicted model, not a curated record.
AUGCGGUGGGUGCUCCCUGGAGCUGUGGGGAGAGGCGCUCGCUCGAGCCGCACACUUGCCUGUGACGUGCAAUCUACCGUGUCUCAGGUCGAAGUUCGGUGGAGAAAUAUCUGCACAGCAUUGUGCAAGGGUCGAUGUUGGAAGUUGUUGUGUGGUGCGGAGGGCGCCAACGGCGGCAUCGUGGCCACCUUUAGUGUUCGCGCUCAAGGACCUUCAAAUUCGACAGACCUGGACAUGCCUUGA